This is a messenger RNA of Aspergillus ruber CBS 135680, 1067 nucleotides long. RefSeq names its product NAD(P)-binding protein. The record is from RefSeq and is a predicted model, not a curated record. Bases 95 to 925 code for a protein of 276 amino acids. The transcript has 4 exons. Gene Ontology annotation, cellular component: intracellular anatomical structure. Lineage: Eukaryota; Fungi; Ascomycota; Eurotiomycetes; Eurotiales; Aspergillaceae. Gene Ontology annotation, molecular function: oxidoreductase activity, acting on NAD(P)H, oxygen as acceptor.
CCAAAAUACCAAUCCUCAAUUCUUAACAUAAAAUCUCCCAACUCAAACAGACACAAUCAAUACCUACCCUACUAUCUAAAGUAAAACCGCCAUCAUGUCCAUGACCUCCACCGACUGCGCCGUCACCCGCGACGGCUUCCCCCGCCCCACACCAAACACACCAACCAAUGUCCUCGAGCAACUUUCUCUAAAGGGAAAAACGAUCGUUAUCACCGGCGCGGCUGACGGAAUUGGAUAUGCAGUCGCCGAGGCCAUGGCUGAGGCUGGGGGAGAUGUCGCGUUGUGGUAUAAUUCGAAUGAUGCUGCGGUUGCAAAGGCGAAGUACUUGGGUGAGACGCAUGGGGUUAGGGCGGUUGCUUAUAAGGUUGAUGUAUCGAACUACGAUAACGUCCAGCAAACGAUGAACGCUGUAGUCAAUGACUUCGGAAAGAUUGAUACUUUCAUCGCGAAUGCCGGAAUGGCUAUCUCCAAGCCCCUUCUUGAGCAGACUCUCGACGAGUACCGGAAGCAGAUGUCCGUCAACGUCGACGGCGUCCUCUAUUGCGCUAAAGCCGCCGGCACCAUCUUCUCCGCCCAAAACUCCGGCAACCUAAUAAUAACCUCCUCCAUGUCCGCACACAUCGUCAACGUCCCCGUCGACCAACCUGUCUACAAUGCCACAAAAGCAUUCAUAACGCACCUCGGAAAGUCUCUCGCCCGCGAAUGGCGCGAGUUCGCGCGCGUAAAUAUCGUCUCCCCUGGUUUCUUUGAGACGAAGAUGGGGGCUAGCCCGCAGACGGUGCAGGAGGCAUAUCGGAUGGCUGCGCUGGGGCGACAGGGUGAUGUUAAGGAGAUCAAGGGGUUGUAUUUGUAUUUGGCGAGUGGGGCGAGUUCGUAUAUGACGGGGAGUGACGUGGUUAUUGAUGGGGGUUAUACGUUGCCGUAGGACUGUGGGCGGAGCGAGCAAUAGGAAUUAUAUUUCGAUGUUGAUAUUCAUGCAGCUCAAGAAUCUUUCAACCUUUUGAUGUAGUUUUUCUUCUCAACAACCCGUUGUAGAUAUUUACAAUUAGAUUCUUCAUCCGGGCCCC